AUGUUUCCCAGUGUGGGUAAACGGUUUCUGGUCCUGAUGCAGCCGCUUUUCCAAAGCCGGAACCUGUUGCUCACAAAUACCCUGAGCGGAGGGGUAUUAUUUUCACUGGGAGACAUCUUGCAGCAGAGCUGGGAGAACUUAAAGAAGCCAGGCAGAAAACAAGACUGGAGGAGGACAGGCUGCAUGUUCACGGUGGGCUGCUCCGCAGGUCCUUUGCUGCACUACUGGUACAUCUGGCUGGAUGGAGCGUUUGUGGGCAAAGCUCUGAAAACAGUGGCCAAGAAGGUUCUGGUGGACCAGGUGGUCGCCUCACCGUUUUUGGGGUUGUGGUAUUUUGGGGGUAUGGGUCUCCUGGAGGGACACACCUUAUCAGAAGGAUGGACGGAGUAUAAAAACAAGUUCUGGGAAUUAUAUAAGAUGGACUGUUGUGUUUGGCCUCCCGCUCAGACGAUCAGCUUUUUCUUCCUCUCGCCCAAAUUCCGUGUUGUGUACAUUAACUUUAUCACCUUCGGUUGGGUCAUCUACCUCUCCUACCUCAAACACAGAGAUGACAGCCAACCCUCUGAGCUGCUAUGA
Anoplopoma fimbria (sablefish) is the source of this 576-nucleotide messenger RNA. Its product is annotated as mpv17-like protein 2. The coding region runs from base 1 to 576 and encodes 191 amino acids. Gene Ontology annotation, cellular component: membrane; cytoplasm. The transcript has 5 exons. NCBI's taxonomy places the organism in Eukaryota, Metazoa, Chordata, Actinopteri, Perciformes, Anoplopomatidae. Gene Ontology annotation, biological process: mitochondrial ribosome assembly. The record is from RefSeq and is a predicted model, not a curated record.